Molecule: messenger RNA, 610 nt
Organism: Vitis vinifera (wine grape)
Lineage: Eukaryota; Viridiplantae; Streptophyta; Magnoliopsida; Vitales; Vitaceae
Product: F-box/kelch-repeat protein At1g80440-like
Exons: 1
Coding region: 62-526 (154 amino acids)
Biological process (GO): regulation of phenylpropanoid metabolic process; negative regulation of cytokinin-activated signaling pathway
Molecular function (GO): protein binding
Source: RefSeq, a predicted model, not a curated record
UGCAUUGAAGUCAGCGCUAGUGUAUGACGUGGCAAAGGAUUAGUGGGCCCCACUGCCUGACAUGGCAAGGGAGAGCGAUGAAUGCAAAGGAGUAUUCCACCGUGGUAAGUUUCAUGUCAUGGGCGGGUACUGCACAGAGAUGCAAGGCAGGUUCGAGAGGAGCGCGGAAGCCUUCGAUUUUGCCAACUGGGAGUGGGACAAGGCAGAGGAGGAUUUCCUGGAAGACAGCACGUGCCCGAGGACCUGCGUGGACGGUGGUGACAUGGGGAUGUACAUGUGUCAUGCGGGUGAGGUGGUGACACUGCAGGACUCCAGAUGGCAGACAGUAGACAGAUUGCCAGCUGAGAUUCGCCACACAGCUUACAUGACAACAUGGGAGGGGAAGCUGUUAGUGAUUGGGUGCAGAAGCUUUGGUGAAGCCCAUGUGGCGUACAUGUUGGAUUUGAAGAGUCGCAGGUGGAGGAAAUUGGUGGCGCCGGAGGAAUUUUGUGGUCAUGUUCAGUCAGGUUGCUGUUUGGAGAUCUAAAUGCUCCGGAAUGAAAGCUCUCUUUCAUUCAUCAGUUGGUGCCAAAACCAUUGCACAAAUAAACCUUUUUAUUGGGGAAGAAAU